Messenger RNA from Pelobates cultripes (western spadefoot toad), 4464 nucleotides. NCBI's taxonomy places the organism in Eukaryota, Metazoa, Chordata, Amphibia, Anura, Pelobatidae. The record is from the annotation of a GenBank genome assembly.
CACCAAUCUGAACAAGGCACAGGAUCCUAGCACUGUCACGGUCACCAGACAGAAGGGUCUCAGCACAGAGAGCAAGGAGGACAACUCAGUGUACCAAGGACUGUCACUUAUAUCAGACAGGGACCAGUGCACCAAGUAAACAGGACUGUCACUUAUAUCAGACGGGGGACCAGUGCACCAAAUAAACAGGACUGUCACUGAUUUCAAACAAGAAAACCCAACGUGCCAAAUAAACAGGUCUGUCACUAAUUUCAAACAGGACAACCCAACGUGCCAAGUAAACAGGACUGUCACUGAUUUCAAGCAGUACAACCCAGCGUGCCAAGUAAACAGGACUAUCACUUAUAUCAGACAGUGUACCAAGUAAACAGGACUGUCACUUAUAUCAGACGGAGGACCAGUGCAUCAAGUUAGAAGGACUGUCACUAAUUUCAAACAGGACAGCCUAGCAUGCCAAGUAAGCAGGACUAUGAUAGCUAUCAGAAAGUAAGGCCCUGAACACAGAGUAAACAGGACUGUCAUAAACAUCAGACUGCUGGUCUGAGCACACUGAGGGCGAUAGGCACCUGGAGACAUCAGCUGAAGAGUUCUAUUUCCAGCACUGGUAACCCCAUGGAGAGGUCCGGGAACCCCUAUCUUAGCGUGGAGGCUAUCUGGUCCCGCGUGGGAUGUGUCCGUCUGGUGCAGAUGUUCUUCGGAUGUACUACUUUCAGCCUGGUCCUGCACCAAGCAGGCUUCAGCGCAGCUUACGGCGUAUUCUGCAUCUUCGUUUGGUGCUUCUGUUUUGCAAUCACGACCCUCAUUGUCAUGUGUGAGCUGACACGGCUCCAGUCGUGCUUGCGUGGAUUGUCGUGGGGAAAUUUCACCGCCACUGUGGCAAUGCUGGCCACCCUGAUGACACUCACCUGUGCCGUGAUUUACCCUCUCUACUUUGUGUCACUAAAAUGCAGCUCCACCGACUGUACCACAAGGAACUACCGGCUAGCUGUCAGCGUAAGUGCAGGACUCCUAUUCGUGGCCUAUUCUGUGGAGGUAUGUUUGACUCGUGCCAGGCCAGGGCUGUCCUGCAGUUACAUGGCUACUGCCUCGGGUCUGCUGAAAGUCGUCCAAGCUUUUGUGGCCUGUGUGAUAUUUGGGGCUUUGGCAACAGAAAGCCAAUACAAGAAAUACGUGGCCACCCAAUGGUGUGUGGCUGUAUACAGCUUCUGCUUUGCUGUGACUGUGCUGGUGAUCGUAAUGAACAUCACAGGAAGGGCAGUUACCCUGCGCUGCCCCUUUGAACACAUCGUUGUUGUAUACACUGUGGUGGCAAUACUAAUGUAUAUGAGUGCUUCCGUCAUAUGGCCUGUAUAUUGCUUUGACAGCAAGUAUGGAUCACCAGGGCGGCCAUCAUAUUGCCCGUGGGGACGAUGUUCAUGGGACAGCCAGUUAGUGGUCACAAUAUUCACCCUUAUUAACCUAUGCCUGUAUAUAGCUGACUUGAUAUAUACGCAGAAGCUACGCUUUGUAGCUCAUUAGGCCUCUAAGUGGGAGGAUUGACCUGUAUCUACAGGACCAUUUAAGUCGAUAAAUAUAUGGGGCAGGCUGGAAGGCAGAAAGACAUAUUCUAUUUUAUAGACCACUCGUACACCUUGCCUUUUUUAGGACCUGCAGCAAAACAAAAACCUACUGUUUCAUUUUUGGUAUUUUAUAAAUAGUUUUAUGUUUAUAUAACGUAUCCUUAUUUAACCUUUAUUAACCCUUUUGGAAGGAGGCGCCAGGCAAAGACUACCUAACAAAUUAAAUGCUUAUUAAGAGAAAAUCACUCAAGAUCCACACAGCUCCUGGCCAUCGCAAGAAGCAUUUGAGAAAUGUCUAAAAUGUGGCUGCUGAGUAGGAAAGUGUCUCACUAAAAAUAUCUUGUCUGGUCCUAAAAAAAGCGCUCCAGUCUCCCCAUAUCCUUCAUGUUUUGUUACUAUGCUCAUUAAGCCAGACCCCUACCAGCUCCAUCGCUCCCUCUCUGUACUGAUGGGCUGAGUAUUUAGGGUAUGUGCACAGGAAUGCAGGAGUUUAUCUUGCGAAUACAUCUGUUCCCUGAUACCAUUUGUCCCAGGAAUGUCAUUUGCAGGGUCCAGCUGACUUGAAGGAGUAAAGAAAUUUGUAAAAUGUCUGGAAUUUACUAAAUAGGCAUGUGACAGAUAUGUAAGCAGUGGAGGGCACCAUCUAAUGGGCACAGGUGACAGGUUACAUGUCUGCUAGUUACUGCUAAGUGCAGGACUAUAGGGGGCGACAUCAGGUAAGGUUGAAAACAGUUGGUCCAGGGAUGGGUUACCAUGACAACAGUUCUCAAUAUUCUGUCUAAGGAUCAUGGGAAAUGUAGUAGACAAACUUCUGUAGUGUAUUAUUAGAUAUCAAUGAACCUGUCCAUCAUAACUUGGUGAGAUGUCUAAGUGGUCAUUAUGGAAUGGUUGUCAUGAUACAAUUAAUUGAAUCAUCUUCACGCUUUAUAUCUUUGUUUACGUUAUGGUUACUAUUACAAAGAGCACCGACUGAUAAUUGUGCCACUAUUACUAUUAUCUUUUAUAUAGCUCCAACAUAUUCUGCAGCGCAUUACAAUUAUAGAAUGGGGAUAUUUUGUAGCAAGUGACUGACAUACAGAAUGUAACAGAGACAGGCCUGCUUAAACAAAUUUACAAUCUGAAACUUAAAGGGACACUCCAGAUCCCUAAAACACUUUAGCUUGCUGAAAUGCUUUAUGUGUGAAGAAAGUGUUACACCCCUGGCUGCCAAGCAGACAACUGGUCCUGAGAUCUGCAGGUUUUGCAAGCUGUUUUUAGAUAUACCCCUAAUUUAAAAGUGCAGGAUUAAAUGCAUGCAAGUUUUAUUUGGGGUAUAUCUACUAAAUAGUGAUUUUUUAUUUAUUAUGUAUUUAGGGCAGUGCAGUGUCCCUUUAAAUACUUAUAUAUCUGUCACAAAAAGCCCUUUAGUUUGACUUGCAUCGGGAUUCAAUCUACUCUGACCCUUCACAUCCAAAUAUUGAGCAAUGAUAGCAUAAGAGAACAUUUACACUGCUUGUGACCUGUGUUACUUCUGCAUUUAAUCACCACAGAAUGACAUAGUUUUUGUCCUGAGGGCACUUAAAGUGUGGCAUUAUCAUGACUGUGCAUUUUGCGGUUUUACAAAUAGGGCUUUAAAUGGCGCAUCCUUCACGGCAGCAGUAAAUUGAAUCGAGCCCUGCAUUACAUAUAUUUACAACCCUAAGGCCAAUGCACAUUAACACUGCGCUUUUUGUCUUUACGUUUUUUACAUUUUGCAGAUAUAUCUGUAACUCUGGUUUCUGUCAUAUUUUUUGUUUUCUGAAGCACCAUAAACUAAAUAUGUCUUUUAUUUAAUUAAAUGGGGAACCAAUGUUUUUAGGGAAUUUUUUUUUUUUUAAACAAUUGUCCCCAUUGUAGUGGUUAUGGUGCUGGCUGACUACUAGUACCAUUCCCCAGUUUUGUGUUAACCCUUUUCCAACAGGGUUUGACUCAAAACUGCGGUACAGAACCUGUAAUUUAGCACCAUAACCACUGUAAUGGGCUGCGAUGGUAAUGGUGCUUAGAAUGUGCCUUUAAUGCAAUCCUGUAGAAUGCCACACUCCCUAUUUUAAAAAUCACACCUUUAAACCGGUAUGUAGUUAUUUUUGAUGUAUUUUAAUUAUUUAUAAUUUAAUUGUUACAUUUCCUCCUUUAUAAUAUUGUAAAGCUCUGUGGAAUUUGUUGGCGCUAUAUAAAUGAUAAUUAUAAUAAUAAUGAGGAUAAUGAUGACCAGGCUAGUAAAGCUCGAGCUGUUAGAGAAUGCCAACUCCUAUACUGUUUUUUUUUUUUUUUUUUCACGGCCUUACCCAAUUUAUAUUAGGGUUUUCCCCAACUCUCCAAAUCUUUAGUGUUCCCAUAAUCUAUUUAUUAUUCCGAUUUCCUUAUUAAAUCACUAUUAUUUUUUUUGUCAAUUUCCGCGGAGCCGGAUCCAAGGUGCUACCAUCUGCAAGUUACUGGCACUGCCUUCAUUUACCAAGCGUAUGCGACGGGGUCUAAUUGCUGCUCAUGCCUGAAGCAGACCAGUCAUACACAGCUAUCGUAGUUUUUCCAUUCAGAUUUUAAUUUGCUACAAUUGGGGUUUAGUUAAUAAUCCCAUUGUUUAAUUACUUACUUAUAACAGCGGCACUCAGACUGCCUCGGGUUUAGUGCUGAAUGGCAAGGUAUUUUGCCCCAGAAAACACUGAAUUGUAUUAUAAUUGUGCCUCAGGUUGAGUUUUCGAUUCACUACAUUGCGCUGCUUAGCGAAUAAAUCACAAAGCAUUUAUCUCUGUUGUGCUUAAAUAGUAUUUUUCAAUAUAUUGUGGUUGUAAUUCUGUUAUAUGCAACUAUGGUGAAGUGGUUUUGAAAUUUGUUACGAAAGAAUAUUUUAUAUCUGUAACUAUGUAUUUAGUUUUUUUCUGUUUUGCAC